This is a messenger RNA of Dicentrarchus labrax (European seabass), 7542 nucleotides long. Its product is annotated as rho GTPase-activating protein 44. NCBI's taxonomy places the organism in Eukaryota, Metazoa, Chordata, Actinopteri, Moronidae. Gene Ontology annotation, cellular component: intracellular anatomical structure; postsynaptic density; leading edge membrane. Gene Ontology annotation, molecular function: GTPase activator activity; protein binding. The transcript has 22 exons. Gene Ontology annotation, biological process: regulation of actin cytoskeleton organization; negative regulation of Rac protein signal transduction; neurotransmitter receptor transport, endosome to postsynaptic membrane. The record is from RefSeq and is a predicted model, not a curated record. Bases 409 to 3357 code for a protein of 982 amino acids.
CGUUUCUUUAUCGCAGUGUGUGUAAGUGUGUGUGUGUGUGUGUGUGUGUGUGUGUGUGUGUGUGUGUGUGUGUGUGUGUGUGUGUGUGUGUGUGUGUGUGUGUGUGUGUGUGUGUGUGUGCAUUCAUAUAUAAAAUCAUAAAAUCUAUGAAUGUGUUCAAGUCCAAGCUGUCGCCAGAGGUGAGAUUAUAUCAGAGGAAAGGACUCAGAGAGAGAGAGAGAGAUCGGUGGGUGAUGAGAGAAAGAGUGAGAGGACCAGAUAGUCAGGUCUCAUUCUUCAGGCCUCCCUCCUCCCUCUCUCCCUCCCUCCCUCGCUCCCUCCCUUCACUCUCACCAUCUUCCUCCUCCUUCACUCACUCACUCGGCUGCUGCCUGAAAGCAGGUGCUCUCCCUCCUGUUAGCAGGGGGGAUGUGGAAGAGAAAGCUGCAGAUCAGCAGGACUCGAGCCUCACGCAGAAACAGCGCGGCUCCGGCUGAAAAAACAGAAGUAUUAAGCGAAGACCUUCUGCAGGUGGAGAAACGUCUGGAGCUCGUCAAGCAGGUUUCCCACAGCACACACAAGAAGCUGACCGCCUGUCUGCAGGGUCAGCAGGGCGUGGACGUGGACAAGAAGUCUGUCAGGUCCCCCUCGAAGAAGCUUCCUCUUACAACGCUAGCACAAUGUAUGGUGGAGGGGGCGGCGGUGCUCGGGGACGAGUCCCUACUAGGGAAGAUGCUGAAGCUCUGCGGCGACACGCAGGAGAGACUCGCUCAGGAGCUCAUCCUGUUCGAGCUCACCAUCGAGAGAGACGUCAUCGAGCCCCUGUACGACCUCGCAGAGGUGGAAAUCCCAAAUAUCCAGAAACAAAGGAAACAUUUAGCGAAACUGGUCCUGGACAUGGACUCCGCUCGCACACGGUAUUAUCAGUCCGCCAAGUCUUCAGGACUGUCCAGUAACCUGCAGCCAACAGGAGCCAAGGCCGACCACCUCAGGGAAGAGAUGGAGGAGGCAGCCAACCGCAUGGAGAUCUGUCGAGAUCAGUUAUCAGCAGACAUGUACAGUUUUGUGGCCAAAGAAAUUGACUAUGCAAGCUACUUCCAGACACUGAUAGAAGUCCAGGCAGAGUACCACAGGAAGUCAUUAGAGCUGCUUCAAAGUGUUCUGCCUCAGAUCAAAGCUCAUCAGGAGACCUGGGUGGAGAAACCAUGCUACGGGAAACCAUUAGAGGAGCACUUAGCGCUCAGCGGGAGAGAUAUUGCCUUUCCCAUCGAGGCCUGUGUCACCAUGCUGCUGGAGUGCGGCAUGCAGGAGGAGGGUUUGUUCAGAGUCGCUCCGUCGGCCUCCAAACUGAAGAAGCUGAAGGCGUCUUUGGACUGCGGCGUGCUGGACGUUCAGGAGUACUCUGCAGACCCGCACGCCAUCGCAGGAGCUCUGAAGUCCUACCUGCGGGAGCUCCCUGAGCCGUUAAUGACAUAUGAACUCUACAAUGACUGGAUCCAAGCCUCCAACAUUCAAGAUCAAGACAAGAGACUGCAGGCUCUCCUCAACGCCUGUGAGAAACUACCCCCAGCCAACAACAACAACUUUAAGUAUUUGAUCAAAUUUCUCUCCAAACUGACUGAAUACCAGGAUGUGAACAAGAUGACGCCUGGAAACAUCGCCAUCGUCCUCGGACCGAACCUGCUGUGGAUGCACAACGAAGGGAACAUCACAGAGAUGAUGACCACAGUUUCCCUGCAGAUCGUCGGCAUCAUCGAACCCAUCAUCCAGCACGCCGACUGGUUCUUCCCUGGAGAAAUCGAGUUCAAUGUCACAGGGAACUACGGCAGCCCGGUCCACACAAACCACAAUGCCAACUACAGCUCCAUGCCGUCUCCGGACAUGGAUCAGAUCGAUCGCAGGCAGAACGACCAGAGUCGACGGCCGCUCAGCGUCGCCACAGACAACAUGAUGCUGGAGUUCUACAAGAAGGACGGCAUUAGGAAGAUACAAAGCAUGGGUGUCAGGGUGAUGGACACUUCUUGGGUGUCGCGCAGGGGCUCGUCUUCUACGCGUAAAAGCUCUUCCACGCCACCGAGCGUGCAUCCCCCUGCCCCGCCCACUGACGCUCUCGUCCCCGAGCAGCCUGGGGAAUUCUCUGCCUCCCCCUCCCCCACCCCUCCUCCCACUAGCAGCGACCGAGCCAGCUCGGAUGAUGCAUCCUCCAAUUGGUCGGACUCCUGUUACGCCUACCCCUCCCCUGAGGAGGAGAGGCUGCCUCCCCCUUACCCUUCUUCCUCAUCUUCCUCCUCCUCCUCUUGCUGCUCCUCCCACUCGCUCCCUCACCACCAUUUCUACACCCGAGCACCUCCGGGUAUGCGUCCCGUCGCUCCCAGUCCCGAAUCCGUGCCUCCCGGCCCGUCCCCUCCCCCCCGCCGCUCUGGCUACAGCCCGCCCCCACUCCCCCACUCCCUUUGCCCGUCCCCACAGCAGCUUGACGUCAACUCCAACCCCAAACCCAACUCCCUGCACCUGCCCAAACAGGUCUCCCUGUCCGACGCCUCGCAUGCGGCCCUGUCCGAACCGAAUGGCUCCACCCUUUACAUCAAACCCCCGCUCGUCCUUACUCGUCACGAUUUGUUCCUGGGCUCCCCCAAACCCCCCAACACCCCCCUAUCUGCUCCCCCUCCAUGGGCAGCCUGUGCCUGUAGCCGGGAGAGAGGAGCCAAGCUGACUAGCACUCUGAAGAACAAGGAGCUGUCUCCAGUGAUUGGACAGAAGGGGAUCCAGGGAACAAUGACCUCUAGUGGACAGUCGCAGCACUCUGAGCACAGCCCUCACACCCUGAGGAGAGCAAAGAAACUGGCCCCGAUCCCCCCUAAAGGCCCUUACUGCCAGACAGGAGCCAUGUCUGACCAGUCGACAGGUCAGCCGUCUCCCGUCAGCCUGUCGCCCACUCCUCCCAGCACCCCCUCCCCUUACGGCUUCAGCUACCCGCAGGGAUAUGCCACCAUCGGCUCCCCGGGACAGAUGGCCCAGAUGGCCACCACCCCGUCUCUCUCCUCUCCACCUUCCCUGGCUGGGACUCUGACCAAGGCGAGGCCGACCCCUAAACCGCCCCGUCAGAGGCCCAGCUUACCUCCUCCUCAGCCCCCCACCACACCCGGCUCCAGUCCCCAGCCUCUGGACCAUUCGACGGGUCUGCUGGAUGGUUUGUCUCCUGGGGAGAGCAUGUCCACAGAUUCUCUCUGCAACCUGGACAUCCCCAUCAUUAACGUGGAACUGGACGGUAUUUUUGACUUUGACGGUAUCUCCCCCUUCAGGAACUCAGUGGCACUGCUCGAGUCGACCAGCAACAGAGCGGAGUCGGAGGAAGAGUCCGAGAGCACAGUGCUAUGACGCCACUGAGUUCCCCCACCCACCUCCACCUCCCUGCCUGCCCGCCCACCGGCUGAUUGAACGAAACCCAACGCUACUGCUGCACCCCUGCACACUCAUUCAGUGACCUUUCACCUCUCCAGCUGGCUUACUCUUCACUCACUCUGGAUCUCAUCGCCACACCACUCGAUCCAGAGGGGUCGGCUUGUUAAAACUCUAGAAAAUAACAACAAAAAAAUGCGGUGAAUGCACCUAAAAGAUACGUACAGGAGGUGUUAGCGACAGGGUUGUCAGGGGACUUCUGAUCAAACACACAAUUUGACAUUUUACGUUGGCUGGAAACAUUUUUUAAAAAAUUUUAUUUAAUGUUAUUUUUUAUUUUUGGCCUUAUUUUGAUUCACUUGCAAUAUUGCCUUUAACUUCACACACGAGACUGGAAACAGGCUGCUGGGAGUAGCGCUUUUUGCUGCUUCUCGUGAGUGAAUUUAAGAAGGAAGAAGAAGAGGAAGAAGAACACAGUACUGUACAUCUCUCCUGCCAACACUUUUCUUCUUCUUUCUCUCAAUGUUUAUCUCCCAUCUCGAGUUCCUCCUCCAUUCCUCAGGGGUGUCAGUUGAAAAAUGCCUCGCUCUGGUAUGUGGUGGCAACAACCCCCCCGAAUUUCUGUCCCACCUGAGCGUUCACUGUGAGUGUGCCAGUAUGUCGUUGUGGAAGUGCGUGCGUGUGUGUGUGUGUGUGUGUGUGUGUUUUCUAUGUGUUUGGUAACUGUACUUUAUGAUGUUGCACUGUUGGUGUCGUGGAGCUAAACAGGAAUGCAUGUUUUAGACGUUUAGGAAAAAUAACUACCAGGUUUGCAAAGAGGUUAACACCCAAUCACAUUUUUCUCUGUAUUUGCAUUCAAUCAGGAUAUCAAUCACUGAAUAUUUAUUGUUUAUACUGUACAUUUUCCAGAAUAUAUGAUACAAUUAACACUAUAAAUCAAAUCAGAUCCUAUUUUGUAUCUACAGGAGAGCUAUAAAGGAACCAUUUCCUCCAGAUAGAAUAUAGUUGAUGUUGUCAGGGAGCUAUUAAAUAUAUGAGAUAUUUAUGAAAGGUACAAAAUGGAAAGGUUGGAGUGGGGAAAAAGGUCCAGUAUGCCGGGAAAUGAAAAACUCCAUGUGAUUACACAUAAUUAUUUUGGCAGCAAGCAAAGUCGCGUGGGAUUUUUCAUUUUUCUGUGUCAAGUAAGGAGUAAUUUGAGUUUCAGGAACGGGGAGCUGAAUCCACAGAGAGACGACAAUGUGCAGGUUUGGUACUACGGUGCCUGGAGUGUGCCACCAGAACAUUUGCUUAAAUGAAUAAUUAAAGUGAGUCCAACCCACAGAGCAGCAGCAGGAGCUCUGAUUGGCCGCCCUUCUGCCAAAACGUAACAGCUGCUGCUAACAGAGCUCCUGCUGCUCCUCUGUGGGUUGGACUUUAUUUAAAGGUGUCCUGUGGAGUUUUCUUGUAAACGAACAAAAAGUUAUUUUUAGUGUUUGUCACCAAAGCAUAUUGUGUGAAUCCUUUAGCUCUAACAAUUGUUUUGAAUUCAUUUCCUUCUUCAUAGAACUUUUGCAAAGCCGAACUGUUUACUGUUUAUUAUUGUUUUGCUUCUUGUACGUUGGUGAAAAAGCCGUAAAACGUUGCUCAGUAGCGCUACUAGUGGUCAAAAACUCCAGAGGGAACCUUUAAUAUUUAGAUGUCAUACUGCUAACAAUUACAAAGAAGCAUCCUUAAAUUAUAUUAAAGCAAGAAACAAAUUAAUAACUAGAUUGAAUAUGAUAGGAAGACAUUAAAGUUACUGUAAUUCCACUACUUUUGGUGGAAACUAGUAAUGUAAUGAAAUUUAAAUGUACCUGAAAAUAGUGAACAACUGCAGACAGUUGAUUUACUUGUUUAUGUCUAACAUCACCGACCUUACGGUAAUCCUCCUGUCUACUACAAUAAGUGUAGUUUACAAGCAGUAUGUUACUCGUCGCUGCCCUCUGGUGGUCGGGAGUAUUAAUAGCUAGAUACAUUUGUGACAGCAACACUAAAAUAAUAUAAUAGACAGCUGUGUGCGUUAAUGAGAGACUUGAAUCAUUUAAAAGUAACACAAAACGUUACUUUACCUAGUAAAUAAUACAUUUUAUAGGCAGUAAUUGGUAAAGUAAUUCAAUUACAUUUAAGAGAAGUUGCUGUAACUAAUUAGUGUUUUUCAGUAACUUUCCCAACACUGCUUGGGAGCAAAUAAAACAAGGUGUAAACACUGACAUAUUGUCGCCUUUUAGCUGUUUUGGUCUCUAACACCUCUUGAGUGAAACAGCUGUCUCUUUAGUUGCUUCAUUAGCUCGAUGCUAACUUUUGUCUGUGUGCUCAGCAGGUUUUCAGAGCCUUUUGUCUAUAAACAGCUGCCUGCUGUGCCAUAAAACAACAGUGUGAAAACGGUGCAAAACAACCAGCUGAAAGGUGCUAUAAAAAUAUCAAUUAUAGCUGCUUUUAAAUGCUAAUUAAUCAUAUUUUUUGUAGUUAUCAGAUUAUUUUAAUAUCCUAAUUAAAAGUAGAGCUCCAUAAUGACUCCGAUGGCACACUCCAGGCUCCACAUGGGUCGACCUGUUACAAACACCUUGAGAAGAGCCGUCACUGAAGUGCUAGCUCAGCUGAGCGAGAGCAUGCAGGCACAAGAGUUUGUCCUCCUGCCCUGAGGUAUAACAACAUCAUAUCAUAUCAUAUAUAACAAAGAACUGGAGACAUUCACACUCACAGAAAAACAGGUGCUAUUUUUGUCAAAAACAAAAACAAACUGCAGCCCCAGUGGCAAAACAAGCACACCUCUUUUUCUGCCAGUGCCGCUUCAGUUCCAGCCACCUCCCCGUCGCGGUUUAUAGGAACCCUGUCUGAUGAUGCUGAUAUUUUUUGGUCUAUAUCGGUGAACCAGAAGCAAGUGCAAAGAUAUGUGUAUAUGUGUUUAUUUUGAUGAGAGUAUUUAUACAGAUAUAUUUCUGAGUACUUUUUACUAGGUCUGAAGAGUUGUGAUUGUUUCCACUACAUAUAAAUCUCAUCAGAGGAUUUAAAAAAGCAAAAGAAAAAAAAAAAAAAGCAUUCAAAUAUGGGACCAGAAUUUCCCUGCUGUCGCAUCGAAACCUUUUCAGGAAUUAGAGGUUUUAGUUUAAAAGAGGAAAAACUUGAAAAUCAAUAAAACUGGAGUAACAAGGUUUGCAUUCGACAGCAGCAGUUUGUUAUUUGCCUUGGUGGUGGGUUUCGUUGUGACCUAUCCAGAUUAGUAAAACUUUCCUUUCAGUCCUGAACAUCCACUACACAUGGCCUCAAAGCCACUGUGCUGCUCUGCCAUCUUUCUCUCUUUCUUUUAAAUAUCAUUCACAGGACUUGUGUAAAUACUGGAGCGUCUGUACAUACACGUUCUGUAUAUACUGACAGGGGAAGAAAUUUAAAUAUAUAUAAAUAGAUAUAUAUAAAUAGAUAUAUACAAAAUACUGUAUUGAAAAAUAUAAAAUACCAGUGAACAUUAUAACAUUAUACUGUACAUAUAAUAUUAUAAUGUUGCUGGUUCUAGCACAAUAAUGCCACAUUCACAAAAAAUAACAUCAAGUAGAGCUCGCACAGUAAAACCUUUAUAUGGUACAGUAGCUCUCGUGGCGCUGUCGUAGGCUCAAGGUUAAAUCUAGUUUGUAGAUUUUCUAAAUAAAAACAGCUGAUUGUGCUUAUGUUGCAGAAGAUUUAACCUCUUGAACCCUGAUUUUACCUUUUAAGUGUUUAAUAAUUCUGCGUUUUUAAUCCGUAUUUGCUUGUUCCAACACGAGAAUUCCACAUAUUGUGCAUCAUUUUAUACAUUUUCCCACAGUUCAACCUGCAGAUUUGAUACUUCUUCUAUUUUCUGUGGGUUUGCACGAUGUUUGUCCACUCAACCUGCGGCUGUAAUGGUGGAUCAAUCGUAAGAUCCAGCAGGGUUUAAGAGGUUAAAAGAGACUCUGCAAGAAAACUGCUGCAUCGCUGUCUCUUAGUUUCACUAAUCGACAGCAGAUAAUGAAUCUCCUCGGUUCCACAACACGACUGGAAACAAGCAUCUGUACAGUCCCCCAUAAUAAAUAUAAGAUAGAUAUUAAAGUUUUAAACGUUUUAAUUUUAAAAUUAGAACAUACAAACGUGUUUUUACAAGCAGAAAAACUACAGAAUCAAAACAGUUUAAAA